Messenger RNA from Medicago truncatula (barrel medic), 3052 nucleotides. RefSeq names its product pentatricopeptide repeat-containing protein At2g13600. The transcript has 2 exons. Gene Ontology annotation, biological process: RNA modification. NCBI's taxonomy places the organism in Eukaryota, Viridiplantae, Streptophyta, Magnoliopsida, Fabales, Fabaceae. The record is from RefSeq and is a predicted model, not a curated record. Gene Ontology annotation, molecular function: RNA binding; protein binding. Bases 110 to 2227 code for a protein of 705 amino acids.
GAUUUUUUUCUUAAAAAACUAUAACAAACGGCUCUUUAACUUCUCUCAUUUGAUCAUCGAGAAGAGGUGGCAAAAAUAAGCUCUAAUGAGCAUUUUGUAAGGUAAUGGAAUGGCUAAACAUGGAUUGGUUCGAAAAGUGGUGGGUGACUUAUCUUUUCUGGACUCAUCUCCUUUCGCCAAGCUAUUGGACACUUGUGUUAAAUCAAAGUCUGUUUUUGAGGCACGUCUUGUUCAUGCUCGAAUCAUUAAGACACAAUUUUCCUCUGAAAUCUUCAUUCAGAACAGGCUCGUUGAUGUUUAUGGCAAAUGCGGCUUUUUGGAGGAUGCACGCAAGGUGUUCGAUCAUAUGCAACAGAGGAAUACUUUCAGUUGGAACGCGGUUUUAGGUGCUUUGACGAAGUUUGGUGCUCUUGAUGAGGCUUUGAACUUGUUUAAGUGUAUGCCUGAGCGUGAUCAGUGUUCUUGGAACGCUAUGGUUUCUGGGUUUGCUCAACGGGAUCGAUUUGAGGAAGCUUUGAGAUUUGUUGUUGAUAUGCAUAGUGAGGAUUUCGUGCUUAAUGAGUAUUCGUUUGGCAGUGCUCUUAGCGCUUGUGCAGGGUUGAUGGAUUUGAGUAUUGGUGUUCAAAUCCAUGGUUUGAUAGCGAAGUCUCGUUACUCGUUGGAUGUUUACAUGGGUUCAGCUCUUGUUGAUAUGUACUCUAAGUGUCGGGUGGUGGCUAGUGCUCAGAGGGCUUUUGAUGAUAUGGAUGUGAGGAAUAUAGUUUCUUGGAAUAGUUUGAUUACAUGCUAUGAGCAAAAUGGUCCUGCGGGAAAAGCUCUAGAGGUUUUUGUAAGAAUGAUGAAUUGUGGGAUUGAGCCUGAUGAGAUUACUUUGGCCAGCGUGGCCAGUGCUUGUGCAAGCUUAUCGGCAAUUAGGGAAGGUUUGCAAAUUCACGCACGUGUUAUGAAACAUGAUAAAUACCGUAAUGACCUUGUGUUAGGCAAUGCUUUGGUUGAUAUGUAUGCAAAAUGCAGGAGAGUUAAUGAAGCUCGAUUGGUUUUCGAUAGGAUGCCGCUUAGGGAUGUGGUAUCUGAAACCUCCAUGGUUAGUGGAUAUGCAAAGGCGUCAAGUGUGAAAGCCGCAAGACUAAUGUUUUCAAACAUGAUGGAGAGGAAUGUGGUGUCGUGGAAUGCGCUUAUUGCAGGUUAUACGCAGAAUGGAGAAAACGAAGAGGCUGUUAGAUUAUUCCUCCUCCUAAAAAGGGAAUCCAUCUGGCCAACACAUUACACCUUUGGCAAUCUACUUAAUGCAUGUGCAAAUCUUGCUGAUUUGAAGCUUGGCAGACAGGCUCAUACUCACAUUUUGAAGCAUGGAUUUUGGUUUAAGUCCGGGGAAGAUUCUGAUAUUUUUGUAGGGAAUUCUCUUAUUGACAUGUACAUGAAAUGUGGAUUGGUUGAAGAUGGACGCUUGGUUUUUGAGCGCAUGUUAGAAAGGGAUAACGUCUCGUGGAAUGCCAUGAUAGUUGGAUAUGCACAAAAUGGUUACGGUACCGAGGCCCUUGAAAUUUUCAGGGAAAUGCUGGUAUCUGGAGAGAGACCAGAUCAUGUUACCAUGAUAGGAGUUCUGUCUGCGUGUAGUCAUGCAGGACUUGUUGAAGAAGGGCGCUGUUACUUCCAAUCAAUGACGAUCGAGCAUGGUUUAGUACCUGUAAAGGACCAUUAUACAUGCAUGGUUGAUUUACUUGGUCGGGCCGGUUGCCUUGACGAAGCAAACAAUUUGAUACAGACAAUGCCAAUGGAGCCUGAUGCUGUUGUUUGGGGAUCAUUACUUGCUGCUUGUAAGGUUCAUGGAAACAUUACAUUAGGGAAGUAUGUAGCAGAAAGGCUCUUAGAGAUUGAUCCCUUGAACUCUGGACCUUACGUUCUUCUUUCAAAUAUGUAUGCUGAGCUUGGUAGAUGGAAAGAUGUGGUUAGAGUCCGGAAACAGAUGAGGCAAAUGGGAGUAAUUAAGCAACCUGGUUGCAGCUGGAUUUCAAUUCAGAGUCAUCUACAUGUUUUCAUGGUAAAAGAUAAAAGACACCCUCAUAAAAAGGACAUCUAUUUAAUUCUGAAAAUUCUCACAGAACAGAUGAAGCGAGUUGGCUAUGUGCCAGAAGCCGACGAUGACGAGCCUUAUGAGGAGGAAAGCGACUCUGAACUUAUCUUACACAGUGAAAUGGAAACAGCAGUAGAUGCUGCAGUUGGAUAAAAAAUUACUUUGUUUUUUGAUGAUGACGAGCCUUAUUAUGAGGAGGAAAGUGACUCUGAACUUAUCUUACACAAUGAAAUGGAAAUGGCAGUAGAUGCUGCAGUUGGAUAAAAAAUUAACGUUUUUUUUUGGCUCAUAGCUCAAGUGUCCUUCAAAGAAAGUAGAAAGAUCUGAUAUCAAGCUUUCUUUUCUUAGACUUUGAGAAAAGGCUAGAUAUCUGAGAUGCUACACAGUCUUGAACAUACUCCUCAGUUUGUUGUUACUACUGGCUUCAAUGCAAAAGAGUUUGAUUGCCAGAAAGAUGAGUUCAAAAUGUUUAACUGCCACUUCUACAGAGUGAACAUAUCAUGUAUAUCACGUGGAGACGUACAAUGAAAAGGAAUAACAUGGAUAUAUGAGCAGAGAAUAUUCUCAGUAUGUUUCCUAAUUGUUUCAAUGUUUAUUUUAUAGGCAAAUGUUAGUAAGUUAGUGGUUAUGUUAAUUUUCGGAGUUUGAACCCUGAAUCUCCUUAUUCUUUUGAAGAAGCUAAACUAGCCCACCUAAAUUGGCACCGGAAAGAAUCAAACCUGAGACCUUGAGGAGGAGCACACUCCAAGAUCUCAAGCCAACACCACCACCUUAGCCUAGUAAUUGUUCCAUUAUGAUGCUAAUCUUUAGUUCGCUUUAUUCUACCAUUUGUAUUUUAUGCCUGGAGUGUUGAUUGUAAUCGAAACUAGGCUUCCCAUUGAGCAAGCCUGUGACAAGAUCUUCUUGAUUGUUACUGUACUAGUAGUGAGAACCCGUGCAACACGCAUGAAGAAAUUCGCAGAACGAAAUUUUAUUUGA